AGGAACACCGAGACCGAGUGCCACCCUUGUUCCCUGCCAGAUUACCAUCGUUCGUUGUUUUGCUAGCGCGCUGGUGCAAAAGUUAUCCACAUUUCAUCAUCCGAAAGCCCCAAAUAAAUCGGUGACCGAUCGACUGCGCCAUCGGCGGCAGCACAGCAGCAGUGAGAGUGUUCCAGCGAGGAAGCCAUUCAAUUGGGGCUCCAAUAAAAAGCACCGCGAAGUGAAACUCCGAUUCCAGUUACUAGAGAGCAUGGCCGACCCGAAGAUUGAAGCCGUGCUGGCCCCGUUGCGGGAAGCGGUAAAGGAACAGGGAGACUUGGUGCGGAAGCUAAAGGCGGAUGGUGCUCCCGAAAUCGACGUGAAAAAGGCGGUGAAUGAACUGAAGGCGCGUAAAAAGGUGCUGGAAGAUCGCGAGCUCAGUCUCGUGCCGCAGGUGGCAAGCUUCAAUAGGGCUCGGAUGGAGGAUUUGCUGAAGCGGCGCUUCUUCUACGACCAAAGUUUCUCCAUCUACGGCGGUAUCACGGGACAGUACGAUUUCGGGCCGAUGGGCUGCGCUCUCAAGUCCAAUAUGAUCAACCUGUGGCGGCAGUUUUUCGUACUCGAGGAGCAGAUGCUCGAAGUAGACUGCUCCAUCUUAACUCCGGAGCCGGUUCUGAAAGCUUCCGGGCACGUGGAUCGCUUCGCUGAUCUUAUGACGAAGGACGUGAAAACUGGGGAAUGUUUCCGCCUGGACCAUUUAAUUAAAAACCAUCUCGAAAAGCUCUGCGCUGGAAAGGAUGCCAGCGAGCAGUUGAAGGAGGAGUGUGUCGAUAUUGUGAUCAAACUGGACGGAAUGACGGAGGCUGAAAUGGCGGCGAUUCUGCGAAAGUACGACAUGAAGUCACCGAUCACCGGCAACGAGUUAACGGAACCGAUC
This is a messenger RNA of Anopheles cruzii, 916 nucleotides long. RefSeq names its product glycine--tRNA ligase-like. Gene Ontology annotation, cellular component: cytoplasm; mitochondrion. Gene Ontology annotation, biological process: mitochondrial glycyl-tRNA aminoacylation. The record is from RefSeq and is a predicted model, not a curated record. Gene Ontology annotation, molecular function: glycine-tRNA ligase activity; ATP binding. Lineage: Eukaryota; Metazoa; Arthropoda; Insecta; Diptera; Culicidae. The annotation marks the transcript as partial. The transcript is spliced from 2 exons.